AUGACUGUUACAGAAUCCAUCAAGCAUGCCAUCGGCCUCGGAGAGCCCCGGAAGGCUACCCGUGAGGAGAUGAGUGCUGCUAAGCUGCCCCUACCCUACAGAGAUUCAUGCGCACACCUUCUGAUUCCGCUGAAUCGGUGUCGGUACGAGGAGUACUACCUACCAUGGAAGUGCGAGAAUGAGCGACACUCGUACGAGAAAUGCCAGUACGAGGAGUUCAAGGAGCGCGUGAAGAAGAUGGAUGAGCUGAGGGCAGCCAAGGGCGGAGAGCGAAGCAAUUAG
Bipolaris zeicola 26-R-13 is the source of this 282-nucleotide messenger RNA. RefSeq lists its product as uncharacterized. Gene Ontology annotation, cellular component: mitochondrion. The coding region runs from base 1 to 282 and encodes 93 amino acids. The transcript is spliced from 3 exons. Lineage: Eukaryota; Fungi; Ascomycota; Dothideomycetes; Pleosporales; Pleosporaceae. The record is from RefSeq and is a predicted model, not a curated record.